AUGCCUUCUCAACGGCGAACAAGACUGUUCGCGAUCGCUGUACUCGCGAUCAUCAUCCUGACGUUCUAUUACUCGGGCGAAGGAAGCAGUAUUCAAAACCAAAAGUUCUACAAAUCAACCCUCGAAGCGAUGAGGGCGAAGGAGGAUGCGAAGCAUGCGAAGAUCCAGGAUACUGUGGUUAAACCCAUUGUCGGGGGGUCAGGAAGCGCUGGCAGUGCAGAGAAGCCGGCUAUUCCUGUCGCGAACGUGAAUGAUGACAUGGAGGAGAUCUCUAUUGCCGGCCGGACGAAGAUGACUGUUCCCAAGAAGGUUUCUCAGGAUGCUUUGUCGCCCGAGCAAGGCUCAGGAUUGGGAUCUGCAUCUGAGUCCGCAUCCGAUAUCGAGCCUGAAGAGGAGGAAAAAGUGGAUGCAAAGCUUGUGCUGGAUGCCAUUCUUAAGCGCGCACCUAUUAUCAUUUUCUCGAAAUCCUACUGUCCCCACAGCAAGAGAGCCAAACAUAUUCUAUUGGAUGGAUAUACCAUCUCGCCUGCGCCGUUGGUCGUCGAGCUCGACCAGCACCCCAUCGGAGCGGAACUACAGGCCCUCCUCAAGGAGAGCACGGGUCGGGGCACUGUUCCCAAUGUUCUGGUCAAUGGCAAGAGUAUUGGUGGAGGUGAUGAUAUUGCUGCGUUGGACCAGAGCGAUGACCUGGCGUCAAAGCUACGGGAGUAUGGCGGCAAGUGGGUUGCGGAUGUGUCGCGAGGCCCACCAAAACAACACGCGUGA
Penicillium odoratum is the source of this 765-nucleotide messenger RNA. RefSeq names its product glutaredoxin. The transcript is spliced from 3 exons. Gene Ontology annotation, biological process: cellular response to oxidative stress. The record is from RefSeq and is a predicted model, not a curated record. Gene Ontology annotation, molecular function: glutathione disulfide oxidoreductase activity. NCBI's taxonomy places the organism in Eukaryota, Fungi, Ascomycota, Eurotiomycetes, Eurotiales, Aspergillaceae. Gene Ontology annotation, cellular component: fungal-type vacuole; Golgi lumen; cis-Golgi network. Bases 1 to 765 code for a protein of 254 amino acids.